AUGAACGAACGAAAAGGCCAGACGACGAAAGCGCCGUCGGUUCAUCAGUCUUGUGAUUCAUGUCAAGCCUCCAAAGUUCGCUGCGGAAAGGAACGCCCCACCUGCAAGCGAUGUGCAAAACAUAAGAUCGAUUGCGUGUACAGCGUAUCACGUCGA
This is a messenger RNA of Bipolaris oryzae ATCC 44560, 156 nucleotides long. RefSeq lists its product as uncharacterized. Gene Ontology annotation, biological process: regulation of DNA-templated transcription. The record is from RefSeq and is a predicted model, not a curated record. The transcript has a single exon. Lineage: Eukaryota; Fungi; Ascomycota; Dothideomycetes; Pleosporales; Pleosporaceae. Gene Ontology annotation, molecular function: DNA-binding transcription factor activity, RNA polymerase II-specific; zinc ion binding. The annotation marks the transcript as partial.